This is a messenger RNA of Lathyrus oleraceus (garden pea), 1978 nucleotides long. Its product is annotated as protein PSK SIMULATOR 1. The record is from RefSeq and is a predicted model, not a curated record. The transcript has 12 exons. Bases 162 to 1736 code for a protein of 524 amino acids. Lineage: Eukaryota; Viridiplantae; Streptophyta; Magnoliopsida; Fabales; Fabaceae. Gene Ontology annotation, biological process: positive regulation of growth.
AAAAUACUCUAUCAAUAGAAUAAUAUCAUUAUUCAAUUCCAUUUCACUUCACUUCAUUUCACUCAAAUUUGUUUUACAAUUCUAGGCCAGUUUAUUUUACAAUAUCCAUAAAUGAAUGGAGAGUGUCAAUAAUUCAAUUAUUGGUACCAUUUUCUCAACUAAUGGGAUUCCUUAAGAAAAAGAAAAGUCCUGCCGGAGUCAAUGCCGACGAAGUUUACUACGACGGAAUCCCACGCUACGUCGAGGUUGACCGCGUCUUUGCCAACUCCGAUAGCUCUCUUAAACCUUUUACUAUCAACAACCCCGCUGAUAUCACUGCGCCGCCUUACUUUCCCGAAAUCACGGAGACAAAUCCGGCCGGAGUCACCGCUGAUGAAGUUUUAUCCGACGGAAUCCCACGCUAUGCCGACAAGCUUAGCGCAAAGCAACCUACCGUUGUAUCGGAGGUGAGUUCACGUUUGGGAAGAGCUAGACCAGGGAAAGUAUUGGGUUUUUUGGAUAGUAUUGGAAGCAGCAUGACAAAUUUAAGCGCUAGCAGUAAGUUUGUUUCGAGGGCUGCAGUUAAUGGGACUAGAAUUUCCAUCUUAGCAUUUGAGGUUGCAAACACUAUUAUCAAAGGUUAUCGACUUAUGCAAUCUCUUUCCACACAAAAUAUAAGGCAUCUAAAAGAAGAGGUGCUUCUUUCAGAGGCUGUCCAUGAUUUAGUGUCAAAGGAAAAAGAUGAGCUUCUUAGGAUUGUUGCCGCAGACAAGUGGCAUGAGUUGAAAGUUUUUUCUGAAGAGGUGAGCCGUUUUGGAAAUCGUUCAAAGGAUCCUCAGUGGCGCAACUUAGACUGUUACUUUGAGAAGAUUAGCAAAGAAUCAAGUGCUCAAAGACUAUCAAGAGACGAAGCAGAAUCAAUAAUGCAAGAACUGAUGACUUCGGCCCAAUUUACAGUUGAGUUGUACCAUAAACUUAACGCGAUGACUAGAUUUGAACAAGAUUUUUGGCAUAAGGGUGAAAAGGAGGAUCAAAGAGGCGAUAAUAACCUUGCAUUCUUGGAAGCAACAAUUAAAAGUCAAAGGAAGCAAAUUAAAAAUAUAAAGAAAAAAUCAUUCUGGUGUAGAAAUAUGGAGGAGGUUAUUGAGAAGCUUAAAGAUAUUGUCCAUUUUUUACAUUUAGAGAUACGAAAUAACUUUGGGAGUGCAGUUUGUAGUGAAAGAUGUAUUUUGCAUGCACGGGUACAUGUAGACCAAAAACCAAUAAUUGGACACAUUGGCAAUCGCCAAAGAUUGGGCGCCGCUGGUCUUGCGUUGCAUUAUGCAAAUAUAGUGCUUCAAAUUGAUACCCUUGUAGCGAGGUCUCUUUCUAUGCUAGCAAAUACAAGGGAUUCAUUGUAUCAAAACUUGCCCCCAAAUAUUAAAUCAGCUUUGCGUUCCAAAUUACCAUCCUAUCAUGUCAUAGAAGAGCUAACUGUAGCAGAAAUCAAAUAUGAGAUGAAGAAAACAUUACAUUGGUUGGUUCCAAUUGCCACAAACACAUCCAAAGCACAUCAUUGUUUUGGUUGGUUAGGGGAGUGGGAAAACACAGUCUCUGAGGUGGAUACGAAAGUUUUUCAGGGCAGCGUAAUGCGGAUUGAGACAUUCCACUAUGCCUAUAAAGACAAAGUAGAACAUUAUAUUCUUGAACUUCUCUUAUGGCUUCACCGCAUGGCCAUCAAAAGCAAGAUUGGUAGUAGGGGUGUGUAUGGUUCAUAAACUAAAUUGAAUUGGAUAAUGUUAAUAGUUUGGUUCAGUUUUUAAAAUUCACUUUCAUAAAAUAAAACCAAUAAACUUUUAAACCAGUUUUACUUCUGUUAAAAACUGGUUCGUAAAAAUCGGUUCAUAACUGGUUUGUAUUUAUGAACCUUCAUUGGGGUGCAUUAUUUUGAUGAAAUUCCAUGAUGCAGAAUGAAAUGUACUUGGAACAAAUUUAUGAGAGUAGUGUGCUGUUUUAUUUA